Molecule: messenger RNA, 255 nt
Organism: Blumeria graminis f. sp. triticale
Lineage: Eukaryota; Fungi; Ascomycota; Leotiomycetes; Helotiales; Erysiphaceae
Source: the annotation of a GenBank genome assembly
AUGGAAGAAAAUAUAUAUGAUGAAAUCGAGAUCGAGGACAUGACCUAUGAUCCAGUGCUAGAAAUAUAUCACUACCCUUGCCCCUGUGGUGAUCGAUUCGAGAUUGGAAUUGCAGAUUUGCGCGAUAAUCAAGAUAUUGGUGUUUGCCCCAGCUGUAGUCUGAUGAUUCGGGUCAUAUUUGAUCUAGAGUCUUUACCUUCGCCUGUUGGUGUCUCCGAAUCACAGAAUAAAGGAAAAGCUGAAAUAACGACAUAA